AUGGAGGACGGCCCGAGUAAGAUCCGGAGAAUAUGCGUCUACUGCGGCUCGAGCUCUGGCACUAAUCCCGUCUAUGGCGAAGCGGCAGCGGAGCUCGGCCGGGAAAUCGCGGCCCGGGGAUUUGAUUUGGUGUACGGGUCAGGAAGCAUUGGCCUGAUGGGUAUAGUCGCGCGAACAGUGCACGAAAAUGGGCGGCAUGUGCUAGGGGUAAUUCCCCAUGCGCUCGUGCCUCUGGAGGUAUCUGGGCCGUCCGUUGGCGAGGUGCGGUUGGUGCGAAACAUGCACGAGCGAAAGGCGGAGAUGGCGAAAGCAGCUGACGCGUUCAUCGCUCUGCCAGGUGGGUACGGCACGCUGGAGGAGCUUCUAGAGAUGGUGACCUGGUCGCAGCUCGGCAUUCACGACAAGCCGAUCGCCGUGCUCAACGCCAACGGCUACUUCGACUCGCUGCUCGCCUUCUUCGACCGCGCCGCGCAGGAGGGGUUCGUGAACGCGACGAAUCGCAGCAUCGUGAUGUCGGGUCGCACGGCUAAGGAGGUGCUGGAUUUAAUCGAAGCGUUCGACGCGGAUAGCCGAGGCGCGUUGCUGGCCAAGGAGCGGUGGCAUGGGGAGGAAGGUUCAGGAUCGGGGAGGGAUGGGGUGACCAAAGAGGAGUUGGUGAAGGCUGUUGUCGAACCCUGA
Messenger RNA from Closterium sp. NIES-65, 678 nucleotides. NCBI's taxonomy places the organism in Eukaryota, Viridiplantae, Streptophyta, Zygnematophyceae, Desmidiales, Closteriaceae. The record is from the annotation of a GenBank genome assembly.